This is a messenger RNA of Rotaria socialis, 294 nucleotides long. The record is from the annotation of a GenBank genome assembly. Lineage: Eukaryota; Metazoa; Rotifera; Eurotatoria; Philodinida; Philodinidae.
AUGAAAAACAAUCAGUUCGCUUUGAUUCUAUUGGUAUUCUUAUUAUUAGUAUGGCAUUCAGCUGCCAUUGCGAAUAUUGGUGCUAUUUACUGCAUGCAAGAAGUGAAUAACAAAGUAGUCGAUGCUUGUCGUAAUAUAGAUCUCAAUGGAGACGGGUUUGAUGAUAUCCUUAUAACUUCUGGCAUACCAAAUGGUAAAGCUUAUGCUGAAUUAAUUAAUUUGAAAGGCAAUGGAUUUUGCGUAAAACGUCAAAUUUUUGCUUACAAUUUAAUAAAUGAUAUUCCUCCAUGUUAA